UUGUCAAUUGAGUGCAUUGGCUAAAUGACGUUUCAGUUUUCUAUCAAUUGUAAUUGUUUAUACGUGUUUUUAUGUAAAAUAUUUUCAUAUUAUGGCUACUAAACUAAAUGUUAAUAUUAGAACGCUUCUGUCCAACUGCGAGGAGCUAUCAAAGGACGAAGCAAAUUAUUGGCGUCUCAAAAAGUUUAUAAAAUCUUUGGACACUAUGAUAGAGGAACUCAAAGAGUUUGACGAUAUAAGUAGUAAUAUGAAAAUUGCAGAUUAUACAAAACGACUGCAGGCUCUCAAGAUUCUUACGAAUUAUAUAGAUAGUCCACCACCUGUAAAGAGUCUGCGAUCUAAAUUGCGUCCUGCAUAUGAAGCAGGUGAGGAUGCACUUAAGGAAAUGCAACAACUUCAAAGUUCCAAACGCUAUGCAGAUAUACGAAAGGAGUUAUUAAACGAGGAUACACUUCGCAGACGAAAGCCAGAUGAUAGCGCACCUAAUGCCGAAAACAUGAACGAAGCAGUUAAAUAUUACAAUGAGGCUCAAGAAAAAAUUACGGAGCAUAUGCUGUCGUUAACGCGAAAUCUGAAAGAGCAGACAGAAACCGCCAAUAGAAUAAUUAAGAAGGAUACUGAAAUAGCAUCAAGAUCAACAAAUAUGGCUGAUCGUAAUAUUAACUCAUUGAAUAAAGAAACGGAAAAAUUAGCUGAACACUCACGCAAUGCAUGGAAAUGUUGGAUGUGGCUUAUGUUUGCAUUCGUUAUAACAGUAUUUAUUGGUAUGGUGUUGUUCAUGAAAAUAAUGAAAAAGAGGAAAGCUUAGACCAUUCACAGUGAUACCAUAAAUAUUUUAAUUUUACACAUUUAGUUAAGGAAAAAUAUAACGAAACUAAAUAAAGAUAAGUACAAAUACCACUCACACAAA
Zeugodacus cucurbitae (melon fly) is the source of this 910-nucleotide messenger RNA. RefSeq names its product vesicle transport protein USE1 (gene Use1). NCBI's taxonomy places the organism in Eukaryota, Metazoa, Arthropoda, Insecta, Diptera, Tephritidae. The transcript is spliced from 4 exons. Gene Ontology annotation, molecular function: SNAP receptor activity. Gene Ontology annotation, cellular component: SNARE complex; endoplasmic reticulum. The record is from RefSeq and is a predicted model, not a curated record. Gene Ontology annotation, biological process: retrograde vesicle-mediated transport, Golgi to endoplasmic reticulum. The coding region runs from base 92 to 808 and encodes 238 amino acids.